Messenger RNA from Dovyalis caffra, 334 nucleotides. The record is from the annotation of a GenBank genome assembly. NCBI's taxonomy places the organism in Eukaryota, Viridiplantae, Streptophyta, Magnoliopsida, Malpighiales, Salicaceae.
AAAGAGCCAAAGAGGACGGAUCUGGACAGUGGUACACUUAACACUAGUACUACUAGUCUUAGUAGUCUACCGGAACUCGUGGAACGAGUAGAAGUUGAAGUGUGGAACUCUAAAAUCCGAAUGGAACAAAGGCACAAAGCUAUCAAAGACUCAAAGCAAAUAAGCAACAAUAUCCAAAUAUUGUUUGGUGAAAGUUUGCCAUCCCAAAUUAAAACACAUCCAACUCCAUUGAUGAUAAUUGAGAGAGCAAUCAACGUGAAACAUGGUACGGCAGAUCAAAACAAAGAACAAGUCCAGCAAUUUUAUACGUGGCACAAUUCUUGUGUCUCACGAG